This is a messenger RNA of Tarenaya hassleriana, 857 nucleotides long. RefSeq names its product probable NAD(P)H dehydrogenase subunit CRR3, chloroplastic. The transcript is spliced from 4 exons. Gene Ontology annotation, biological process: photosynthetic electron transport in photosystem I. The coding region runs from base 232 to 639 and encodes 135 amino acids. Gene Ontology annotation, cellular component: NAD(P)H dehydrogenase complex (plastoquinone); chloroplast thylakoid membrane. NCBI's taxonomy places the organism in Eukaryota, Viridiplantae, Streptophyta, Magnoliopsida, Brassicales, Cleomaceae. The record is from RefSeq and is a predicted model, not a curated record.
AGGGCCAAGACGGUGUGGGAAGCCAGAGGAUUGCCACAGGAAAGUAAACCUAAGCGGAGUUGGAUAACAUCAACCAUUGAGAGCAGCCCAUUACGCAUCCUCCCGCCGACCCAACCACCCCGAGCCUUAGCACGUUCUCGUGUAACUUUGUUCAAGUGUAAGAUAUUUUCGGCAGCGAGCGCAAGGAGUAAAAAACAGAUUGGGAUAGAGCGAGCAAAACCACAGGGAGCGAUGGCGAGCUUAUCCACCAUUUUCUCCGUCACCAGAUCUUCUACGACCAGCGGCUCUCCAUCUCCCGCGAAGAAAACUGCUAGGAGAGUCAAGGGUCGAAAUAGAAACUUGCGAGAGCAGCGUUCAGACAAGCCCUCGGUCAUCCAAAUCGAGCGCGCCAUCGGAGCCGGGUCGUAUCGAGACUCCGAAAGCGGGGAGAAGGAGGGGAGGAAUACGGUGUUGGAUGGGAUAUUGAUGGGAAAUGCUAACAAGUUCGAAAGCCCCCUCGAGAAGAAGCUCCGUGAGUUGAGCGAAGCUUUCGUUGCUCGCACCGAGUCUCGGUUCCGUUCCAACGUGUCGCUGCUCGUCGCCUGUGGAGUUGUAAAACUUCCCUUUAGCCUCCCUUUUCUCGACGAUUUGAUCAUGUGACACGCUCGCCGCUCUAUAUGUACAUGUAUAUCUACGCUUAUACUAUGGUGGGUUAAUGUUGUUUUGUAUUCAGCAUCUCAUGUCUUAUAUGUGCGUGUAUGAUGAGAUGUUAAGAAAACUUGGAUUGGAGGACAGAGUGGCAGGUGACCAACCAUAUGUAUCUGAUAAGACAAUGCAAUGCAGCAUUCUCUCACUUGGGUAUGCUAUUACUUAACCAA